Molecule: messenger RNA, 4429 nt
Organism: Pungitius pungitius (ninespine stickleback)
Lineage: Eukaryota; Metazoa; Chordata; Actinopteri; Perciformes; Gasterosteidae
Gene: pamr1b
Product: peptidase domain containing associated with muscle regeneration 1b
Exons: 14
Coding region: 156-3701 (1181 amino acids)
Biological process (GO): proteolysis
Molecular function (GO): serine-type endopeptidase activity
Source: RefSeq, a predicted model, not a curated record
GAACUCCUCGCAAGGCCGUGCUGUAAUCUGAAGCCAACGAGUAAAGAGAGAGAGAGAGAGAGAGGGGAAAGAUAGAGGGAGGGGGAAACACUGAAGGGCCAAGAGAAGGUGAUGUCAGCUGAGUUCAGAAAGUAAACAGAGUCCCAGACUGCAGCAUGCUGUCUGUGGGACGGCCACUGCAGCUGGGGCAAACCCACGGGGGCACCCACACCACCACCUGGACCUCCACCUUCGCCCCGUGGAAGGGGGGCUGGCUCCUCCUCAUCGCUCUCUUCAUCGCCCUACCUCAAGGGAUGGCCUGGCCCUAUGAUUACAGGUAUUUGUACAACCACUGCCCGGGCCCGGAGUGGAACGUUAUGUGUAGAGGCUGCUGCGAGUAUGAUGUGAUUCGCUGUAAAUGCCCCCUACAGGGGACGCCGGUGGGCUACGCAGUGCCCUGCUGUCGCAACGCCAUCAACGAGUGCGACCCCUGCAUAAUCCAUCCAGGUUGCAGUAUAUUUGAGAACUGUAAGCGAUGUAACAAUGGGACUUGGAGUCCCAGGGAUGACUUCUUCGUUAAGGGAAAAUACUGCGCUGAGUGUCGGCCCGGCUGGUCCGGUGGCGAUUGCAUGAAGUGCGGCGAAGUGAUCCGUAAACGGCAGGGCCACUUGGUGCUGGAGAGCUACCCCAACAAUGCUCGGUGUGAGUGGACCAUCGAGGUGGACCGUCCCUUUACUAUAGAGCUCAGGUUCAUGAUGAUGAGUCUGGAGUUUCACCAAUCGUGUCGUUACGACUUCGUGGAGGUCCGCGACGGUGACAGCAUUGACUCGCGUGUCAUUGGCCGGUUUUGUGGGAACAACAAACCGGUGCCGGUUCACAGCUCUGGUCACAGUCUUCACAUACUCUUUGUGUCUGAUGGUUAUAAAAAUUUUGAUGGAUUCUUUGCUACUUUCCAGGAGAGCUCAGCUUGCAGCUCUUCUCCUUGCCUACAUGAUGGCACUUGUGUCCUGGAGAGUUCUUACACUUACCGCUGCGCCUGUCUGGCUGGCUACACAGGCAAGAGGUGUGAACACGUGGUUGGAUGCCGCAGACCUCCAGUGCCCACCCGCGGAUCAACACAGGGUCUGUUUCUCCACUCCGGGGCCCGCGUCACUUUCCACUGUGAGCCCGGCUUCGAGCUGCGUGGCUUCCGCUCCGCCCUCUGCCUGAGUGACGGCACCUGGAGCGCGCCUGCCCCCGAGUGUGUGCCAGUGGAAAUAGUCUGUUCUCUUCCACCCAAGCCGACACACGGGGACCACUUCUUGGUUUACGGACCCAAUGAUGUCCUCAUUGCUCUACAGUACCUGUGCUACCAGCCCUAUGAACUCACUGGGAGCUCCCAGAGGGCAUGCCUCCAUAACAACACCUGGAGUGGGACUCCUCCGGUUUGCACCCGAGUAAAUAACACGCUCACUGAAGAAGACAAGGACAGAGACAACGUAAAAAAGACAGAAGGGCACAACGGAACAGAUGGUGAAAAACAUCUCAGCAAAACUAAAGAGAAGGGUCAAAAAAACAUAACCGGUGAAAAAGAACGUGUUGGAGAGGGAGAAAUAAACACUGGGCACGACAAUAAAACUGCAGUGGGCAGCAAAGAUAAAUCUACAGGUACCAUUCCAAAGAAAACUGUGUCUGAGGGCGGGAAUGAAGGAGAGCUGGAGGAAAGAAAUACUGGGUCAGAGAAACCCACUGGAGGCAGCGAGGAUAAAGUGGACAGUGAAGGGCCAAACAACAGCCUGAAUACAGUGGAAAUGAAAGAACCUGAGGUCAGAAAGCCACCUGAGAAAAACAAAGGAAGCCCAGAGACACAUUUUGAGAGAGAAAAGACGGAUGUCACAGAAAUAGUUGUGGUUAAAGACAAAGGACAGGAAGAGAAGGAAAGAAAAGAGGAGCAGGUGAAUGGAAAAGGAGAUUCAAACAAGGUCGGUCCGAAUGAUACCAAGAUGGGACCAAACAUCAUAGCUGAGGGGGACAACACAGUCGAGGGAUUUGAAUCGGAAAUGACAGAGAACCACACUGUCAGACAUGACACGAAGGAUACGCCGAAAGAAAAUAAUACCGUAGGAUCUCCAGAGCCGGGGGAGAAAAUCCUUCCCUUUAGAGUCAACGUCACACAGCACAGAGCGGGAAGCGAGGAAAGUGGGAGAGCAAGAGAAAAACCAACGUUUGAACACGACGAGACAGAGAAGGAUUCUGCUGAGAAAACCAGGCCCGGGUUGGAGAGGGAGAGCGGGAAUGAAGACAAAGAAGCCAAUCAAAGCAUCAACGGGAAAAGCUGCCCACUUCUCCCUCGCCUCUACCACGGCCGCCACCAACUGGUGCCUGGACUGGAGCCCGAAACAGUGGAGUUCUUCUGUAACCACUCGUAUGCUAUCAGUGGUGAGGCCCGGCGUACCUGCCAGCCAAACGGUACCUGGAGUGGAGGACAGCCCCUCUGUGUAAGAGCAUGCCGGGAGCCCAAAGUGUCAGAGCUGGUAAUACAAAGAGUUUUACCACCUCAGACUCCAUCCAGAAAGACACCUGUGCACCGGCUCUACUCUUCUGGUCUUGGCCGACAGCUCAAGUCCGACGGCCCCACUAGAGGCCCCCCAGUGCUUUCCCAGUUGCCCCAGGGCUUGCACCACCUUUACUCACAUAUAGAGUACGAGUGUGCAUCUCCCUUCUACCACCACUCGGGCAGUUAUCGCCGCACUUGCCUGAAGACUGGGAAAUGGAGCGGGCGCCAUGUGUCCUGUUCGCCAGUGUGUGGGAAGCAUGCGACCUUUGACCCGGAGAGGCCGGCAGAGGCUCACUGGCCUUGGCUGGCAGCCAUCUACCGCCGCUUCACCAACGGAGCUGGGACCAAGGUGACCAAGGCAGGCAGCCAGCCAGGGUCCCUGAAGGGGGACUUUGAGGCAGGAACUGGCAGAUACAAUCAGGCUGCUGAAUGGCAGCUAGUGUGCAGCGGGGCUCUGGUCAACCAAAAGAGGGUGGUGGUGGCAGCCCAUUGUGUCACAGAGCUGGGAAAGGUGUAUCCUCUGGAUGCAGCCAUGCUUAAGGUGGUGGUAGGGAAGCACUACCGGGAUGAACAGAGGGAAAGCAAAGGUCCUCAACACCUGAGGGUGGCCUCCGUCAUUGUUCAUCCAAACUACGAUCCCAAUGUACUCGACUCUGACAUAGCUGUGGUCAAGUUACUGGACAAAGCAAAGAUCGGUGAGAAGGUCCUGCCCGUCUGCCUCUCAGACAGCCAUGGAGAAGAAGUGACCUCUGAGCAAGGGCUUGUGACAGGCUGGUCCACACUGCCCGACUCCAGUUUAGGCCCUGAUGAGAAGGCGAGGGUGGGGCUGGUUUACCUCGCCGACGUGGUCCCCUGUGAGCGGCAGUAUGCCCGUAACGGCAUGCCAGUCAGCGUCACAGACAACAUGCUCUGUGCCAGCCACAAGCCGGACUACGAACCCUCCAACAUCUGUCCCUCUGACACGGGGGGGAUCCUUGUCCUGCCCGCCCUCUCUGAGAACCAAGCCGGCCGCGACCAGAAGCCCUCGGUCAGCUCUGGGCAGAUGCGGGGGGAGAGCAGAGGGCUGUGGAGACUCAUGGGUAUGGUGAGCUUUGGCUAUGACCAAGGGGAGUGUGAUCCUGACCUCUACACAGUAUACACUCGUGUAGCCAACUUCAAGGACUGGAUAGAGAGCAAUAUGAAAUAAGGAUGGCCCCGUCUGCUUCUUACAUGUUUAAGAGACGUCAUAUCCUACAGUGCUCUUCAGUCUAUUCGUCCUCCCCAACCUUUUUUUAUUGUUUCUUGCACUAAAGCGUUUCCCUAUUUAACGUAGAAGCGCUGCAACACUGGAGAACACAGUGCUCUAACUGAAGGGGGUGCUUACGCAUCAGAUGUGCUGAGCAUCAACCUCUCGUCACGAGACUUCAAUGUUCGGGUCCCUCGGCUUUUUGAGACUUGAAUGUGACCAGAAAACAGACAAAAUGUUUCGCCUCCGCCUGAAUUUGUGUACUCAUGAACUCAUUGGUAUGUAUAUAUGUUCUGAUGUACUGUGCUGUUCUAUCAAUUCAUAUGACUGAAGAGAUGUACAUUUUGUAUCUAAAGACAGAAAAAUCAUGAGGUUUUUGGAUUAAAAUAUAAUGGGGGUGUGGUAAAGCUUGCUCAGUGUGAUCAGUUUUUCAUCACUCAGUAUGUGUGCAUGUACAAAUAUAUUCUAUCCAUUACAAUCAUUCCAUUAAUAUGAUGGGAAAAUAAACACCUUAAAUCUGCUCCAUGUAGCACACAGUAGGCCUGUUGCUAUGAGGCGAACAAAAUCCACAAAAGGAGCAAGUUAUUCACAGAUCAAUUCCCCUCUGUGCUGGAAUUAAAUCAAUUACUUCCAUUAUGACCCUUCUCUAUUAUUCAGAUGUGAUUCUGUAUUGAUAGAGGAGCUGCAGC